Dracunculus medinensis (Guinea worm) is the source of this 474-nucleotide messenger RNA. Lineage: Eukaryota; Metazoa; Nematoda; Chromadorea; Rhabditida; Dracunculidae. The record is from the annotation of a GenBank genome assembly.
AUGAGAUUAUAUACUACCAUUUCAUUACUUAUAACAAAUUUAAUCCUAAAUGCUAUAAGCAAUGAAUCUGGAACUAUUUAUCCUGUAAAAGAAAGUAAAAAACAUUAUUGCUUUUAUUGUGCAUACAUACGCCACGCGAAGAAAGAGGAAAAUAUUCGAAAUCAGCUAUGUUUAAGUGCGAAAAAAAUGAAGAAUCGAGUUAAUAUGAGACGACAAUGUACAGUUGAUGAAAAUUUUUGCAUGUCACAGGUAACAAGCUUGAAUGGUAUAUUUCUUGGAAUUAAUAGAGAUUGUGCUGUUCAAUGUAUUCCGCGUUGCGAUUCUCACGGAUAUGGACUUGAAUACACAAUUUGCACGAGGUGUUGCAGUGAAGAGCUUUGCAAUUACUUAAGUACCAGUGCUCAUGAAUAUGCAGAACGUAAUUCCUUUUCUUUUUGGUUCGCGCUUUUAUUUUUAUUUCUGAACCAGAUAUAA